This is a messenger RNA of Macadamia integrifolia, 2007 nucleotides long. Its product is annotated as seipin-2-like. Gene Ontology annotation, biological process: lipid droplet organization; lipid storage. Gene Ontology annotation, cellular component: endoplasmic reticulum membrane. The record is from RefSeq and is a predicted model, not a curated record. The transcript is spliced from 2 exons. NCBI's taxonomy places the organism in Eukaryota, Viridiplantae, Streptophyta, Magnoliopsida, Proteales, Proteaceae. The coding region runs from base 141 to 1835 and encodes 564 amino acids.
UUAAUCAAUUCGUUCUAUCUCUCCUCUCCCGCCCCAAUUCUUCAUCUUCUUCUCUUCUCUUCUCUUCUCAUUUCGAAUGAAAUUAUCAGAAAUCAGAAACUUUUAACCUUUGCGCGAUUCAUUCAUCUUACUUGUUUUGUAUGGAGAACACAAAGAUUGGAGAAGACCCGAACUCCGAUCCGUUCUUCGACGCCGUCGAACAAUCUCCCUCCGUGGACUGUACCGGCGAGGACGAAUCCGGAGAACCAACGGAGUUACUGAAGCACAGGAUCGUUGAAGAUGGAUUUAGUGAAGUAAUACUUGGAGAUAAGCAUUCCUCUGUAACUACUCUUCCCAAUGGCCUCCGGCGUCGACGUUCAUUUCGACACAACCGUGAAGGAAGUUACGGCAACGAUGACAAGAAUGCGAGCUCUGAUUCGCCUGUGAUUUCGGAAGUUACCCACGUUUCGGAAUCGUUAUUUCCUGUGGAGAAAAGGAAUGAAUUUUUACGCACUUUGAAGGAUCACGAACAGGUACGUGAAAGUUUUGAAUCUCCUCAACUUCGUUCAAGCCCGGGUCCAAUUAUUAGUGUACAAGAGGAGGAUUCUCAUUUGGAUUCUACCGUCACGUCUGCGAAUAACGAGCGUGUUGGUGAUUCAGCGACUGGGGAUUCCCAUGUGGAUUCUACCGUCACUUCUGCGAAACACGAGCGUGUUGAGGAUUCAACGACGGGGGAUUACCAUGUGGGAAACCUCGAUGAAACUUCGUCCAGUUUUCUGAUUUUCCUUGCGGGAUUGGUGGUUAAGGCAAUAGGAUUUCAAUUCAGUAUAUUGAUUAGGUUCAUUACUUUCCCUAUUUGGUUAUCCUAUUAUUCUUUCAUGUUGGUGAUCGACCCCUUUCGAACUGUUAGACGGGCUAAAAGAUAUUUGACCGCGAGGAUUUUUGGGAUAUGGGAUAUGUUUUGGGCGAGUGUUUCUCCAUAUAUGUUUGAACGGUUGAAGGGACAUAAGAUUGGGACGUUGAUUGCUAGGUUCGGUUAUGGAAUAUUCUGGUCGGUCUAUGUCUGUUUCAUGUUAUGUGGCCUCCUGAUUUUGGCAUUCGUGAUGGGUGGUUUUAUGAUGCGGUAUAUAGUUGAGGAGCCGAUUCAGUUGACAGAGAAGCUGAAUUUUGAUUAUACGAAGAGAAGUCCAGUUGCUUAUGUUCCUCUCACUCAUUGCUCUGCUGGCUUGUGUGGUUCAGAUUGUAAAGGACAAGAUGAAGUUAAAUAUUAUGUUGGAUUACGUGUUAUUCCCCAAAAUCAAAAAUUGGAGCUCACCAUUUCAUUGACAUUGCCAGAAUCCGAGUACAAUAAGAAACUUGGGGUCUUCCAGGUCAGGGUAGAUUUCCUAUCUGCAAAUGGUAGAGUUGCUUCCAGUUUAAAGGAUCCAUGCAUGUUGCGCUUUAAAAGUGAGCCUAUCCACUAUCUGGAGACAUUUCUCAAAACUGCUCCUCUUGUUGCUGGCUAUUCAUCAGAAUCCCAAAAUCUUAAUUUGAAAAUGAGAGGGUUUACUGAAGGAAAAGAGCCAACUGCAUGUUUGAGGGUGGUCCUUGAACAGCGAGCAGAAUACAAGCCUGGUGCUGGUAUACCUGAAAUUUAUGAUGCAUCUCUUGUGAUUGAAUCUGACCUUCCUCUAUUUAAAAGGAUUGUUUGGUAUUGGAAGAAAACAAUAUAUAUUUGGACUAGUUUAUCCUUGUUAAUGAUGGAAUUACUGUUGGCUUUAGUCUGCUGUAGACCUAUUCUUAUCCCAAGAGCAAAACCCAGGAAUAGUUCCACAGCUAACAACAGUUCUCGCCAAAACACAGGAGCUGGGUCCUAAAGCAGCUAAAGAUCAUAGGGAUGUGGUGAUGAUAUGGUUUGGAGAAGAAAAUAUUGUGUUGUACUCAAUUUUUCUAACAUACUCUGUUGUACUCAGAUAUGGAUAUUCCAACUGGUGCUUCCACUCAGCUUUAAGUUAUUGGAUGCUACUGAAAAUUCUUGAAAAACCAAAA